Arachis duranensis is the source of this 465-nucleotide messenger RNA. Its product is annotated as zinc finger BED domain-containing protein RICESLEEPER 2-like. The coding region runs from base 1 to 465 and encodes 154 amino acids. The transcript has a single exon. The record is from RefSeq and is a predicted model, not a curated record. Gene Ontology annotation, molecular function: protein dimerization activity. Lineage: Eukaryota; Viridiplantae; Streptophyta; Magnoliopsida; Fabales; Fabaceae.
AUGUGUUGUAAUUGGUCAAGUGAAAAGGGUAGUGCAAGAUUUAGUUUUAGAAUAUGCAACAAAGGGAAUAGAGAGAGACCAAGCUGCUCAAUUAGAUAUGCCGCCACCACCAUCAAUUUCUUUAAGUCAAAAGGGAGGAAGUUCAGUCAUGAAGAUUGGCAAGCUUAUUUUGCUGCACAUGUAAGUGAGGAAUCCGCAUUUAUUGAUACAAAGAGUGAGUUGGAUUAUUAUCUUGAAGAGAGACCGGUACCACAAACUGAACAUAAUUUUGAUAUCUUAAAUUGGUGGAAGUCAAAUGGAGCGAAGUUUCUGACUUUGCAAGCUAUUGCUAGGGAUUUUUUGGCGAUUCCUAUAUCUACCGUUGCCUUUGAAUCUUCAUUUAGUACGGGUGGUCAAUUUGUUACGCCACAUCGUAGUAGGUUGCGUCCGGACACAUUAGAGACUCUAAUGUGUAAUCAAGAUUGA